CCCCCGCUUGGCCAUCGCCACGCCUGCGUCCGACUCCAGAGGCAGCCCCGGCGGUUGGCUCCUCCUCGCUCGGCAGAGCUUGGCCGGGCUGCUCCUCCUCUCCUGCCUCAGUCGCCGAGCCGAGGCCUGCCCAACUUCAUUCGCUGUUUGCUGCCUGUAACUCGAGCCUGCUGCCGGCCGCGCUCCUGCUUCUCCAUGGAGGAUUACCAUAAGCCCGACCAGCAGACGCUGCAGGCCCUGAGAGACACGGCCAAUCGGCUCCGCAUCAACUCGAUCAAGGCUACCACCGCAGCCGGCUCUGGCCACCCGACAUCAUGUUGCAGUGCUGCAGAAAUUAUGUCUGUGCUGUUUUUCCAUACCAUGAGAUAUAAGCCGCAGGACCCCAGAAAUGUUAACAAUGACCGAUUUGUUCUUUCUAAGGGUCAUGCAGCACCAAUCUUGUAUGCUGUCUGGGCAGAAGCAGGUUUCCUCCACGAAUCAGAAUUGUUAAACCUGAGGAAAAUUGAUUCCAUUUUGGAAGGACAUCCUGUGCCACUACCAAAUCGUAUUAAUAAAUGCAGUAAACAGCCAUCAAAUAAGACAGGGAAGGAGAAAAACAGUAAUCCUCAUUCAAAGUAUCUUCAGGGUACUCCAGAAGACCUGAAGGGCUAUCGAGUUUAUUGUGUUCUUGGAGAUGGAGAAUUGUCUGAAGGCUCAGUUUGGGAAGCAAUGGCCUUUGCUGGGUUCUACAAACUGGAUAAUUUGGUUGCUAUUCUUGACAUUAACCGACUUGGACAAAGUGACCCAGCUCCUCUGCAGCAUCAUGUUGAAAUCUACCAAAAACGUUGUGAAGCCUUUGGCUGGCAUGCUAUCAUUGUUGAUGGGCACAGUGUGGAGGAGCUUUGUAAAGCUUUUGGCCAGGCCAAGCAUCAACCAACUGCAAUUAUUGCCAAGACUUAUAAAGGCAAAGGAAUAACAGGUAUCGAAGAUAAGGAAAACUGGCAUGGCAAGCCUCUUCCCAAAAACAUGGCUGAGCAAAUCAUUCAAGAGAUUGACGAAAGGAUCCAGAACAAGAAGAGGCUUUCUCCGGCUUUCCCACAAGAAGAUGCACCAAUAGUUAGCAUCAGAAAUGUUAGGAUGCCCUCCCCACCCAAUUACAAGAUGGGAGAGAAGGUAGCUUCUCGCAAAGCUUAUGGCCUGGCUCUUGCAAAACUAGGCCAUGCAUCUGACCGGGUGAUUGCUUUGGACGGGGAUACAAAAAAUUCCACUUUCUCUGAGCUGUUCAAAAAGGAGCAUCCCAGCCGAUUUAUUGAGUGUUACAUCGCUGAACAGAACAUGGUGAGUGUUGCAGUCGGUUGUGCUGCUCGUGACAGAAAUGUUGUCUUUGUCAGCACCUUUGCCACAUUUUACACUAGGGCCUUUGAUCAGAUCCGUAUGGCAGCCAUUUCUGAGAGCAACAUCAAUCUCUGUGGAUCUCACUGUGGUGUUUCCAUUGGUGAGGAUGGACCUUCACAGAUGGCUCUGGAAGAUCUGGGCAUGUUUCGUACCAUUCCUAAUGCAACAGUCUUCUAUCCUAGUGAUGCUGUAUCUACUGAAAAGGCGGUUGAACUGGCUGCAAAUACUAAGGGCAUAUGUUUCAUAAGGACUAGUCGUCCAGAAAAUGCUGUGAUUUACAGCAGCAAUGAGGACUUCCGUAUUGGACAAGCCAAGGUCGUGUUCAAGAGCAAGGAUGAUCAGGUUACAGUGAUCGGAGCAGGAGUGACUCUGCACGAGGCUCUUGCUGCAGCCGAGCAACUGAAGAAAGAAAGAAUCUCCAUCAGAGUGAUCGACCCAUUCACUAUAAAACCUCUGGAUAAAAAAACAAUACUUGAAAACGCAAGAGCAACCAAAGGCAGAAUUAUCACUGUGGAAGACCAUUAUUAUGAAGGUGGCAUUGGAGAGGCCGUCUGUGCUGCUGUGGUUGGAGAACCUGGGAUCACGGUCAGUCGCUUGGCAGUGUCCCACGUACCAAGAAGUGGAAAGCCAGCUGAGCUGCUCAGGAUGUUCGGCAUUGAUAAGGAGGCCAUUAUUCAGGCUGUGAAGAUGGCAGUGUCCAAAUCAAGGAAUGCGGAGUAGUUUGAAUUGUAGGCCCGCUGGAUUACGCUGGAGCGGCGUUUGGGGAGGGGAACAAGUAUUGUUAAGUUUCAAACACAUGUUUAAAAUGAUAUGCAGAGUUUUAAUGACAGAAUUUGAAUAAAAAAAUUAAAGUUUUGGGAGAAAAA
Molecule: messenger RNA, 2240 nt
Organism: Gekko japonicus
Lineage: Eukaryota; Metazoa; Chordata; Lepidosauria; Squamata; Gekkonidae
Product: transketolase-like
Exons: 14
Coding region: 196-2094 (632 amino acids)
Biological process (GO): pentose-phosphate shunt, non-oxidative branch; ribose phosphate biosynthetic process
Cellular component (GO): extracellular exosome; endoplasmic reticulum membrane
Molecular function (GO): transketolase activity; thiamine pyrophosphate binding
Source: RefSeq, a predicted model, not a curated record